Messenger RNA from Penicillium daleae, 1110 nucleotides. Its product is annotated as glycoside hydrolase family 16 protein. Gene Ontology annotation, molecular function: hydrolase activity, hydrolyzing O-glycosyl compounds. NCBI's taxonomy places the organism in Eukaryota, Fungi, Ascomycota, Eurotiomycetes, Eurotiales, Aspergillaceae. Bases 1 to 1110 code for a protein of 369 amino acids. Gene Ontology annotation, biological process: glucan catabolic process. The transcript is spliced from 4 exons. The record is from RefSeq and is a predicted model, not a curated record.
AUGCACGUCCUUUCCACACUCAUUCCGAGCCUGGGCUUGUUUGCCCACCUCAGUGCUGCUGCCUAUACGUUGCAGGACGACUAUGGCACCACUGACUCGUUCUUCGAUAAGUUCGACUUUUUUACGAGCUCCGACCCCACCAACGGCUACGUGAGCUACGUCGACCGUUCGACCGCUAGCAGUGGUGGCCUCAUCAGCACUUCCGGUGGUUCGGUGUACAUUGGUGUCGACACUACCAACACCGCUAGCAGCCCAGGCCGCCAGAGCGUUCGCCUGGCGAGUACCAACACCUAUACGCAUGGCUUGGUGAUUUUGGAUUUGGAGCACAUGCCCGGCAGCGUUUGCGGCACUUGGCCUGCCUUCUGGAUGCUCGGUUCGAACUGGCCCAACAACGGCGAAAUCGACAUUAUCGAAGGCGUCAAUACCCAAAGCAACAACCAGAUGACCUUGCACACCAGCGAUGGCUGCUCUAUAACCAACUCCGGCUUCACCGGCACCCUGGAGACAAGCAACUGCUACGUCGAGGCCUCAGGGCAAUCCGCCAACUCGGGCUGCGGCAUCGUCAGCUCCAGCUCGCAGUCGUACGGCGACGGCUUCAACAACAACGGUGGCGGUGUCUACGCCACCGAAUGGACCUCUUCUGGCAUCAAUAUUUGGUUUUUCCCGAACUCGAGCGUCCCAUCGGACAUCACCAGUGGAAGCCCCAACCCAUCGGGCUGGGGGACUCCCUCUGCCGCGUUCUCGGGAAGCUGCGAUAUCGAUUCACACUUUAACAAUCUGCAAAUUGUCUUCGACAUCACCUUCUGCGGUGACUGGGCCGGCGGCGUCUGGUCGUCUAGUAGCUGUGCCUCCAAGGCCAGCACUUGCAACUCCUACGUCCAGAACAACCCUUCCGCCUUCACCGAUACCUACUGGCGCAUCAACUCGCUCAAGGUCUACCAGGACAGUGGCAGCUCUAAGCGUGAUAUCCACUCCCAUGCCGCUGCGCAUGUCCGCAACAACCUGGCUAUCGGUGAAGUCAAGUCGCACCGCACUGCGCCGUAUGUCCGACCCGCGCCCCAUCCGGCCUGGAAACACCGCCGUGGCCAACACCAGCAUGGACAUUCUUAG